This is a messenger RNA of Pristis pectinata (smalltooth sawfish), 1909 nucleotides long. Its product is annotated as RNA-binding protein 39-like. Bases 1 to 1359 code for a protein of 452 amino acids. Gene Ontology annotation, biological process: mRNA processing. Gene Ontology annotation, cellular component: nucleus. Gene Ontology annotation, molecular function: RNA binding. Lineage: Eukaryota; Metazoa; Chordata; Chondrichthyes; Rhinopristiformes; Pristidae. The record is from RefSeq and is a predicted model, not a curated record. The transcript has 12 exons.
AUGGGCAAUGGGGAUAUGUUGAGCGGGAAGUUAUUUGCCCCAUUGCCGCAGGUUUCCGUUGCCUCCCUGCCGGACAGGCUCAUCAUGUCGUCGGAUGACUUCGACGUUGUUAUCGAGGCGAUGUUGGAAGCUCCCUUCAGGAAGAAGGAGAAGAGGCUCAUCGAGAAGGGAGGAGUCAAGCAAAACAUCCGCAGUGAGAGCCGCGAUCGGAGUCGGAGUCAGGAAGGAAAAGACACCAGAGGUCGGAACGGGAGCCAAAUCCGGAGACACAGCAGCGGGAGCCGGGAGCGUGGUCCGGACAGCUCGCACCGGCGGACACGGAGGAGGGACGGUCACCGGCGGGGAGGACGGAGGAAGGAGGGACGCAGUCGGCGGAAGGACCACGGGGGUCACCACCGGGCCGAGCGAAGGAGGCACAGGCACUUCCGAUCGCACAGCAGGAGCCCACGGCGGAGCCGGAGCCCUCGCUACAGGUCCCGGAGCCUGAGCAGGGACCGUGUGUACGGCCAUUCUCCGGGAGAGCGCGAUGCCUGCACCGUUCUCUGCCUCCAGUUCUCAGCACAGACCCACCCCAGCGAUCUGGAACAUUUCUUCUCCUCAGUCGGAAAGGUUCGAGACGUGAAGAUUAUCUCGGACCGCAGCUCACGCAGGUCGAAGGGAAUCGCCUACGUCGAGUUCUACGACAUCGACUCCGUCUCCCGAGCAAUUGGUCUCUCGGGAAAGAAGUUACUGGGAGUCCCCAUCAUUAUCCAGGCAUCGCAGGCAGAGAAGAACCGACCCGAUCCCGGACUCGGACCCCAGCCGAGGGGGGCAGCCGGACCAAUGAGGCUUUACGUGGGAUCGCUCCAUUCCAACAUCACCCAGGACAUGCUGAGGGCGAUCUUCUCCCCCUUUGGCAAGAUCGACAGCCUGCACCUGAUCAGGGAUCCUGAGAGCGGGAUUUCCAAAGGCUAUGGUUUCGUCACGUUUGCGGAGUCGGACCGUGCCCGCCGGGCACUGGAGCAGCUGGACGGCUUCGAGCUGGCGGGGAGGCCACUGAGGGUGGGGCCAGUGACGGAGCGCUCGGAGCUGGAGCCUCCCGGCUCCGUCCUGGACAGCGAGGACACGGAGCGAUCUGGGAUCAGCCUGGGACCCAGCAGUCGCUUACAGCUGAUGGCUCGUCUGGCCAAGGGAUCGGGGCUGGAAAUCCCACCAGCGACCCAGGCCGCUCUUCAGCUCCAAAACAUCUAUCCCUUUGGGAUCCUGAUGCCUUCGGCUGCAGGUGCCACCCCCACCCAGGGGCUCCAGCUGAGGACGGACCUCCCUGGGACCGUCCCAACCCGGGAGCCCAGGACCCAGAACACAGAGGGGACGGGGUGAAGGAGGAGGGCGGACAUCGGGCCCGGGGCCCAGGAGGAGCAGCCGACAUGGAGCACUGGGACGGAGUGAGAGGGACUGAGAUAAUGUCCCAAAGAGGAAUUCGCGGAGAUGGAGCUCGUGGUCCCCGUGGGCAGCCUCUGCGUUCAGUGCUGUUAACAUCAUUGCUGUAGUUCCACUUUCUGCAUUAGUCGUAGUAUUUUGACACUUUUGUCGUGCUUUCAGCGAAUAAACAUUUGUACAAUAAUAAUAAAGACAGACCAAUUCACUGACCUACUCCCCCGGGACAAUCCCCAUCCACAGGUUGAGGCUCCCCCUGCGCCGUCCCGUCACACACUCCCGGGGUUGGACACAGGGUGAGGCUCCCCCCGCGCCCUCCCGCCACACACUCCCGGGGUCGGACACAGGGUGAGGCUCCCCCCGCGCCGUCCCGCCACACACUCCCGGGGUCGGACACAGGGUGAGGGUCCCCCCGCGCCGUCCCGCCACACACUCCUGGGGUCAGACACAGGGUGAGGGUCCCCCCGCACCGUCCCGCCACACACUCCCGGGG